Molecule: messenger RNA, 1482 nt
Organism: Annulohypoxylon maeteangense
Lineage: Eukaryota; Fungi; Ascomycota; Sordariomycetes; Xylariales; Hypoxylaceae
Product: permease for cytosine/purines, uracil, thiamine, allantoin-domain-containing protein
Exons: 3
Coding region: 1-1482 (493 amino acids)
Biological process (GO): transmembrane transport
Cellular component (GO): plasma membrane
Molecular function (GO): transmembrane transporter activity
Source: RefSeq, a predicted model, not a curated record
AUGGGGUCUAAGGAAUCGCCGUCGGGGGCAACGAGUGAAGUCGGCGAGAUUGAAGACCAAUUCCAAGCUCCACGAUCAUCCUUCUGGGCAACAUUCUCCGACCAUGGAGUCGAGUUACGCGGCGCGGAACCGGUGCCGGUUGAAAGGCGAACUGAUACUCGAUAUGUCAACGUAUUCACCGUCUUCGCGACGUCUAUGACAAGCUUGCUACCAAUCGGAAUCGGCUCUGCGACAACCAUCGGCUUCGGCAUAUCGCUAAGAGACGCAGCAUUGAUGAUCGUCUUCCUACAAUUUCUAUUCGCCGUACCAGCCGCCUACAUCAUCACCAUCGCGCCCUUAACCGGGAUGCGACAGAUGAUCCAGUCGCGAUAUUGUUUCGGCAAAUACUGCAACAUCCUAACCUCAAUAAUCGUAACCCUAACCGUCGGCGGCUUCGGCGUAACCGGCAGCAUAAACGGCGCCCAAUGUCUCUCCGCCGUACGCCCGGGCACCCUCCCCGUCGAAGGCGCCAUCGCCAUCAUCAUGGUCCUCUCCCUCGCCAUCGGCUUCGCCGGGUACUGCUUCCUGCACCUAUUCACGCGGUGGGCAUGGAUCCCCACUCUCAUCGCCAUUAUCAUCCUCGUCGGCGCAGCCGGCGAUCAGCUAUGGCAGCAGACCCCCCUGCCGCGGCCCACGAGCGCGCAGAGGUAUUUGGGCAUGGUGGCGUUUGCGGCGGGGAAUAUGGUCACUUGGAGUAAUGUCGCGGGCGAUUACGCGUGUUAUAUGCCGCCGUCGGCGCCGCGGUUCAGACUUGCGCUGUACUGUCUCUUCGGCAUCGCGUUGCCGUUUUCGCUGCUUAUGGUUUUGGGGGCGGCGAUUGGGGGCGCGGUUUUUACGGUGCCGGGGUGGACUGUUGCGUAUGAGGAUGGGGGAAUCGGGGCGGUGAUUGGGACGAUUCUUAUUACGCGGUUGGGCGAUUUUGGAAGGUUUGUUUUGGUGGUUUUGGGGCUUUCGGUGCUGGGGACUUGUGGGAGGGAUAUUUAUAGUGUUUCUUUUAACCUGACGGCUGUGGCGCCGGUGCUAAGGAGGGUGCCCCGGAUUGUGCUGUCGGUUGUGGCUACGGCGGUUAUUAUUGCGGUUGCGAUCCCGGCUUCGAGGUCUUUCGUUACGUCUGUGGUGGCUUUUCUUAGUAUCAUCGGGUAUUAUGCUGGUGCUUCGGUGACCUGUUUCUUAACGGAGUAUUUGUGGUUUCGGAAGGGUGAUCCUACUAGUUUCGACCCGAAGAUCUGGAACGAUGGUCGGGCGUUGCCGACAGGCUUGAGUGCUUUGGCAUCUGUGCUGAUCGCCUGGGCGUUUAUCAUUCCUUCGAUGCAGGCAGAUUGGUAUACCGGCCCUAUCGCCGCGAAGACGGGAGAUUUAGGAUUUGAAUUUGCGGUUGUUGUUGCGUUCUUGGCCUACGUUCCCAUACGUUCGUUGGAGAUCAAGAUUAGGGGUCGUCUUUGA